Messenger RNA from Xiphophorus hellerii (green swordtail), 11471 nucleotides. RefSeq names its product ankyrin 1, erythrocytic b (gene ank1b). Gene Ontology annotation, molecular function: protein binding. The record is from RefSeq and is a predicted model, not a curated record. Gene Ontology annotation, biological process: signal transduction. Bases 681 to 6428 code for a protein of 1915 amino acids. NCBI's taxonomy places the organism in Eukaryota, Metazoa, Chordata, Actinopteri, Cyprinodontiformes, Poeciliidae. The transcript has 45 exons.
UAUUCCCAGGAAGGAGGUGUCACAGUCAGAGUCGGGGAAGACGUGAGAGUAUGUGGAGGCAUUCCGUGUCUUUGGCGCCCUUUUCCUUUUGUACCUCACUUAUGCAAUGUGCAGCAACAGCUCAUGUACAAGAUGCGUGUCACACAGAAAGAAAAGACGCGGAGCGGCUUGAGUAGAAGGAUGCUUGACAGACAGAAAGGAGAGAGCUCUGCAGCAGGAUUCCCACGGUGCUGCUGAACAUAAAACUGCGUGACUGGUCUCCGCAAGCAGAAGGGAGGAGAGAGGAGAGAAGGGAGGAAGGCAGAGAAGAAAGCAGGGGGAGGGGAAGCAGCUCAGUUCAGUGCGGUGCUGUAGCUGAGUGGAUGAGGCAGCAGCAUCAGCACCACUAGCUGUAGCAUCCUCUCCUUUUGUGGAGGCUGGGGUGGGGGGGUGGAGGGAGCUGUCUUGUAGCUGCUGCAGGAUCAACAUUAUCUGCAUACACAGAAACAUAUCCGGUCACCUCGUCACACGCAUCCAUGGCGUGGCGGCCAGAGACAAGGAGGUGGUGGUAAGUGACGGGGUAAGCUCGGGGGACAGGAGGAAACAGGGACGGCUGGAGGGAUCCCAAACGUGAGGAGGGCUGGAGGGACGGUGACUGGAGCAGAAGCAGCAGCAGCAGCGGCAGCAGUAGCAGUGGCACCAUGGCGCAAGCUGCCAAGCAGCUCCGCAAGACCAAGGACCUCGCAGAGGCCGCCGCCCAGGAGCAGCGGGAGAAGGAGGAGGAGAAGAUCAAAAAGAGGAAUCGAUCCAGAGACCGCAGACGCAAGGCGGAUGCAGCCACCAGUUUCCUACGUGCAGCUCGAUCAGGGAACCUGGACAAGGCCCUGGAUCACAUCAAGAACGGGAUAGACAUCAACAUCUCUAAUCAAAAUGGUCUUAAUGGGUUACACCUGGCCUCUAAAGAGGGCCAUGUCAAAAUGGUUUUGGAGCUGCUGCACUCUGGCAUUGAACUGGAAGCAACCACCAAGAAAGGGAACACUGCUCUCCAUAUCGCAGCUCUGGCAGGGCAGGAGAAAGUGGUGGCUGAGCUCGUCAACUACGGUGCCAAUGUUAAUGCUCAGUCACAUAAAGGCUUCAGUCCGCUCUACAUGGCUGCACAGGAGAAUCAUUUAGAGGUGGUCAAGUUUCUGCUUGAGAACGGUGCAAAUCAGAGUCUCCCAACUGAGGAUGGCUUCACGCCCCUCGCGGUGGCCCUCCAGCAGGGCCAUGAAAACGUCGUGGCGCUGCUCAUCAACUACGGCACGAAGGGGAAGGUCCGCCUUCCAGCACUUCACAUAGCUGCACGAAACGACGACACUCGCACUGCCGCUGUCCUCCUGCAAAAUGAUCCCAACCCCGAUGUACUUAGCAAGACUGGUUUCACCCCGCUACAUAUCGCAGCUCACUAUGAAAACAUGAGUGUAGCGCAGCUGCUGCUAAACAGAGGAGCAAAUGUAAACUUCACCCCCAAGAAUGGAAUCACACCUCUUCAUAUAGCCUCCAGGAGGGGCAACAUGAUGAUGGUCAGAUUACUACUGGACAGAGGAGCUCAGAUCGAUGCCAAAACAAAGGACGAGCUGACUCCUCUUCAUUGUGCAGCCCGAAACGGUCAUGUUCGCGUUAUUGAAAUCCUCCUGGAACACGGUGCUCCCAUCCAGGCUAAAACUAAGAAUGGUUUGUCCCCAAUUCACAUGGCAGCUCAGGGGGAUCACAUGGACUGUGUCAGGCAGCUACUGCAAUACAAUGCUGAGAUUGACGAUAUCACACUGGACCAUCUAACCCCGCUUCAUGUAGCAGCCCACUGCGGUCACCAUCGCAUGGCCAAAGUCCUUCUGGACAAAGGAGCCAAAGCUAAUGCUCGUGCUCUGAAUGGCUUCACACCUCUUCAUAUUGCUUGCAAGAAGAACCACAUGAGGUCAAUGGACCUGCUGUUAAAGCACUCUGCUUCCUUGGAAGCUGUCACAGAGUCGGGUCUCACUCCUCUUCAUGUAGCAGCAUUCAUGGGCCAUCUAAACAUAGUAAAGAACCUGCUCCAAAGAGGGGCUUCACCUAAUGCUUCCAAUGUGAAAGUGGAGACCCCCCUCCAUAUGGCCUCCAGAGCAGGACACUGUGAAGUGGCUCAGUUCCUGCUACAGAAUGCAGCACAAGUGGAUGCAAAGGCAAAGGAUGACCAGACACCCCUACACUGUGCGGCUCGGAUGGGCCACAAGGAAUUGGUCAAGCUGCUCCUAGAGCACAAGGCUAACCCUGACUCAGCGACGACUGCAGGUCACACGCCUUUACACAUCGCUGCACGUGAAGGACACGUCCACACCAUACGGAUAUUAUUAGACGCAGGAGCUCAACAAGUAAAGAUGACAAAGAAAGGUUUCACUCCUCUCCAUGUAGCUUCUAAAUAUGGAAAAGUGGAUGUAGCGGAGCUUCUUCUGGAAAGAGGCGCCAAUUCAAAUGCAGCAGGGAAAAACGGUCUGACACCCCUUCAUGUGGCCGUGCAUCACAACAACCUGGAUGUUGUUAAACUCCUGGUCAGCAAGGGAGGAUCUGCACACAGCACUGCCCGAAACGGUUACACUCCUCUGCACAUAGCUGCCAAGCAGAACCAGGUGGAGGUGGCCAGUGUUCUGCUUCAGAAUGGAGCGUCCCCAAAUGCAGAGUCCCUCCAAGGCAUCACGCCCUUGCACCUGGCUUCACAGGAGGGGCGGCCCGAUAUUGUGGCUCUGCUCAUCUCCAAACAGGCAAAUGUAAACCUAGGAAACAAGAAUGGACUGACUCCUUUGCAUCUCGUAGCUCAGGAGGGUCAUGUGGGCAUCGCAGACACUUUGGUCAAACAGGGCGCAUCCGUUUAUGCUGCUUCACGGAUGGGCUAUACCCCACUCCAUGUGGCCUGUCACUAUGGAAACAUAAAGAUGGUGAAGUUUCUUCUGCAGCAGCAGGCUCAUGUGAAUGCCAAAACAAGGAUGGGCUACACCCCUCUGCACCAAGCAGCUCAACAGGGCCACACUGACAUUGUGACUUUACUACUAAAACAUGGAGCCAUGCCUAAUGAGAUCACAUCAAAUGGGACAUCUCCUCUUGGCAUCGCUAAGCGAUUGGGUUAUAUUUCUGUCAUCGAUGUGCUAAAGCUGGUUACAGAGGAGUCUGUUUCCGCUAUGACCACAGAGAAACAUCGGAUGAGCUUUCCUGAGACAGUAGAUGAAAUUUUGGAUGUUUCUGAAGAUGAAGGAGUUUGCCAGCUAACUUUAGGAGAUGAAUUGCUCGGGCUGGAUGGAGCACGCUAUUUGAAACUUGAUGACUUCAAAGACCAGGAUGAUGAUUUUCUCUCCCCAAAGAAAACCCUCAGAGAUUUUGAGGGUGGGACGGGGACCACGCCAUACUCCCCUGCUAUUCCCAGGAUUCCUUGUGUGUCCCCGGAGACAGUGCAGCUCGACCAGCACACGCCCAUCCCUUUACCAAAAGAGUAUGAUGAGGAUUCUCUUAUCCCGAGUAGUCCAGCUACAGAGACCUCGGACAAUGUCAGCCCUGUGGCCAGCCCCAUUCACACAGGGUUUCUGGUGAGUUUCAUGGUGGAUGCACGUGGAGGUUCUAUGCGAGGAAGCAGGCACCACGGCUUGCGGGUGAUCAUCCCUCCCCGCACCUGCGCCGCACCGACACGCAUCACCUGCCGUCUUGUGAAACCCCAGAAACUGACGACGCCUCCUCCACUGGUAGAGGGAGAGGGCUUGGCUAGUCGCAUCAUCUCCCUGGGACCCUCCAGUAUGCAGUUUCUGGGGCCUGUCAUAGUGGAAAUCCCCCACUUUGCCUCAUUGGCCCGUGGGGACCGGGAGCUUGUGGUCCUUCGAAGUGAAAACGGCUCCGUUUGGAAAGAGCAUCGCAAUCGCUAUGGAGAUGAAGUGCUAGAAACCAUUUUGAAUGGCAUGGAUGAAGACUUGGAGAGUCAAGAGGAGCUGGAGAAGAAGAGGAUACGUCGAAUCAUCUCCACUGACUUCCCCCUCUACUUUGCUGUAGUCUCUCGCAUUCAGCAGGAAAGUGAUCUUAUCGGCCCUGAAGGUGGCCGGCUCACCAGCAAGCUGGUGCCCCAUGUGGAAGCAAUCUUCCCUGAGACGGCUGUUACCAAGAGAGUGAGGCUGGGAUUGCAGGCACAACCAAUCCCUGAUGAACUGCUAACUAGGCAGCUGGGAAACCAGGCAACCUUCAGCCCGGUGGUUACAAUCGAACCCCGGCGGCGCAAGUUCCACCGUCCAAUUGGUCUGCGCAUUCCUUUACCUCCAUCCUGGAGGGAAAGUCCACGUGAUGCAGGAGAGGGAGACACCACCAGCUUGCGCCUUCUCUGCAGUGUUAUAGGUGGAACAGCUCCAGCUCAGUGGGAGGACAUUACUGGAACCACCAAGCUGAUGUACGCGAGUAGCUGUGCCAGUUUCACCACCAACGUGUCUGCAAGAUUCUGGCUGGCAGACUGUCCUCGUACAGCAGAGGCAGUGACCUUUGCCAACUUGUUGUACAAGGAGCUCAUGGCAGUCCCAUACAUGGCCAAAUUUGUCAUUUUUGCAAAGAUGAAUGAAGUUCGGGAAGGUCGAUUGCGUUGCUACUGCAUGACAGAUGACAAGAUGGACAAGACUCUGGAACUGCACGAAAACUUCUCAGAGGUGGCCCGAAGUCGAGAUAUCGAGCUUAUGGAGGGCAUGCCGCUGCACCUGGAGUGUUCUGGGAAUUUAGUGCCCAUCCGGAAGGCCACUCAGCAGCCUCGCAGCUUCAGCUUCCAGGCCUUCAGAGACAACAGACUGCCUGUUUCUGUCAAGGUCAGGGAUAGUAACAAGGAAGCCACUGGGUUUCUGUCUUUUCUGAGGAAAUGCACAAAGUACGAGGACUCGCAACACGUCUUGUGUAACCUUAAUAUAACUAUGCCACCUUGUGUCAAGGUUGCUGGGAGUGAGGAACGCAGGCGAACUUUAACCCCUCUGGCCCUGAGAGAGCGCUACAGUGCACUGAAUGAGCCCGGUGUGGCUUCAGUGAACGCCAUGGAGAGAACUGAGAUCAAAAUCAACAUCAUAUCUGAUCAGCUAGGCUUAAGCUGGGCAGAGUUGGCGCGAGAGCUUCAGUUUAGUGUUGACGACAUCAACAGGAUCCGUGUAGAAAAUCCAAACUCCCUUUUGGACCAGAGCUCCGCCCUGCUCAACCUGUGGCUCAGCAGAGAGGGCAAAAGGGCCAAAAUGGAGAGCUUGUACACAGCUCUGAAGAACAUUGACCGUGCAGAUAUUGUGUCUUCACUUGAGGGUCAGGCCCCACAACAGGGGCCCGGGUUGUCAGAAGAGGGGGCCUGUCGUCUGGCUGACAGAGACUCUACAUUGUUGUCUCCUAGUGUCAUUAAUGAGAUCACGGACACAAGGCCUUCACGCAUAGUGCACAAGCCAAGAGUUAUUAGACCCCCGUUUUUCAGAAGGGGUUAUGGGCUGGUGCAGGAGGAGCUUGUGUCCCCGGCCUCCAUGCAGUACAGCUUGCCCUCUCCAUUGGGUGUGGAGCCAUACUGGCAGGAAGUUUCCAGCCUGGAGUGUGCGCCCAUUGCCACCACGGAGGAAGACACACUAAUGGAGAUGUCGGAUGUUCAGGUGUGGCCAGCAGGGGUUAGCCCCUCGCUGGUCACAGUUGAGGACUCAUCGCUAGAUGGUAGCAGUCGAGCAGAUGACUCUGAGGGUGCGACGCUUUCCUUGCCCUGCAGCUUGGGCCGUCCAAGCAGCGGAGCCAGUGGGGCCAGCGGUUCCAUCAUGGAGCUGGAGGAAGAGGAGGAGGAGGAGGAGGGGGAGGUAGAAGAGGAGGAAGUGCCACAAGAGCCAGCGAGUGCACUGGCAGAACUGGACAGGGUGAGGGCCAGUGGCGCUGUUCCAAAGGUCAAUCUGAACGGGCAAGCGGGAGGUCAGAGGUCAGACGCAAGGAGAGGGGACGGUGUGGCGGUGGGAGGAGGAACUAAAGGAGGAGUUGGUGGUGUGGGGCUGGGCUCAGUGGAAGGGAUUUCUCUUGUUGCAGGCCAGCAGGUGUAUGCCCAGCAUGGUGAGAUGACUGGGCUGAGGCCACCGGAACGCAACGGGGACAACCGGAUGGUGGGAGGUGGAGCAUUUCAGCCAUACUUACCAGACAAGGACUCCCUGCAGGGCUGGGUGGGCUCGGCAUCAUCAGGACAUGAUGGAAGUGUGCCAGGCUUGCACACAGCCCAGGAAGCCCUACUGACUCCGGAGACAGGCCAACAAGCUUGGGAGCAGGAGCAGAGGCGAGGCCAGAAAGAAGAGAAGGCGGACUUCUCUGCUGAGGGAAAAUUUGUUGAAGAACGCGGAAUUGCGCUCUCUAGAAAAGUGGGGAUGGAUGUAAGAAAGGGUGCUCAGUCAUUGCAGCGCACCAGUCUCCGGAGAGUUAAACACUGAAAUACAAAUACUGCCCGGUCCUUCAGGACCGGAAACCCACUGCCAAAACACCCACCACAAAAACACGACCGGAACGAAGAUGGAAAUGAAGAAGAAGAAGAAGUGGGGAGAAAGUGGAGAAAACAUACCAGGACAACCAGAAACAUCCUCAACCUGUGAUCAUGAAGCACCACCAAACAAAAGAAGACGAGAACAAAAAGAGGAGUUGAACUUGUAGUUUUAUAACAUUUGUAAAGAAAAAUAUAACUAAACAGAGGCAUGGUAAUUCAUUUUUAUACAAAAAAAAAAACUAUAAAUGUUCGUAAAACAUCUAAGAAAAAAAGCAACAAAGUGCUUCCUGUGAACUGUAAUCGCAUGAUAACUGCUGGUGCAUGCCCUUUGACCUUUUGAACUGUCAUUAUCUACAAACUGAAGGAGUAAAAACUGAAGGUACAGGGGCCGGCCCGUGCAUGGGUCAUAGGUCUGUUUAAAGGACCUCAUCCCCUCUAACUGGAGUCGUUUGUGAGCGAGUUGAGUCUGUUAACACUGCAGCCAAAAAAAAAAAACACAUACAACUCCCUCAAAGGAUGGCUGUAUAUGCAGCAAAGCCUCUGCUGAGCCAAUGCUUCUGUCAUCGGACCCUUUCUCCUCUUAUUCUUAAUGUGAUAUAUGCACUCUAUGCUCUGUGGACAUGUGUGUGCGUGUGUGUGUGUUUAAAUUGCUCUGCCGCAUGUGUUACCUUGCUUCGAGCUCUGCGUUGAGCCUCGCCUGCCCUCCCCUGAUUGGCUUGUUGUCUCUGUGAUGUCACGGCGUGCUCGACCUCUGCAAAGAGAAAGCCGCUGGCUCUUCCACGCUUGUGAGUUCUCGUCUGCGUGUAUCUACGUUUUUAUUUAGAUUUAUCCUUAAACGAGCUCGCUUCCUCUUCAGUAUAUGUCCGCUUUGGUUCUCCACUUUGUUUGACUUUGGUAGAGAACUGAAUCUUUUUAAUUCCCUCGUGUCUUCAGGAGUAAUGUGUUUUAAAGACAUGGGAAUGUUUUUCUUGGAAAUGAGUUGGUUGCUUGGCGGCAUUGCACAGCAGCUCUAUGAUAAAUAUCUUGACUUUUUGACUUUUUCCUUCCUUAUGAGCUUUCUCUGGUUUUUCUUGGUACCAUAUCUCAUUUUGAGCCAUCUUUAUUGGUAGCCCUCGUUUAUAUGCAGUAAAAAUCCCAGGUCUCUUCUAUCCAUUUUACUUCUCUGCUCCAUCUUUUUUUUAUCUGUUUGUGUCAGCUGCGGCAUCUUGCUGUCAAAUAUUUAUUUAUCCAUUCAAUACAAAAGACAUAGAAAGAAGAAAUACUGAAGACGUUGACUUUUAAGACAUUGUUUGGAAAAUUCCUGGCAAGUGUGAAGUUGCAGGUGACAAAAUGUAACGCGUGGACAGAGAGGUAGCACUGUGACUGUCCGGUUAUCACUGACCCCAGACUCGUGAACUUUCUAUAUGUGGCUUGCAAAGGUAUUUAUACUUGGUGAACAUUUUCUCAUUUUAGAACAACAAACUUCAAUGCAUUGUAUUGAGAUUUUAUGUAAUGGUAAAACAGAAAGUAUUGCAUAAUUGUGAGGUAAAAGGAUAAGUAUAUGUUGUUGUUAAUGUUUUAUUACAAAUAAAAAAGUAUAGGAUGCAUUUUCAACAGCAACCCUGCAAUUACAGGUUGCACACAUUGUUUCCUUUGCAAUAAGUUUUCCUAUUUAAAGACAUCAUUUUUCAUUUAAAGCGCCCCCCAUGAGCUUGUUGUUGUGUCAUGCUCUUUCCAUCAAGAAAUGACAAAAACAGUGCUAUAUGUGUCAGAAUACAUCCCCAAAAUAUAUACUGAAGUUUGUGGUUGUCACAUGACAAAAUGUAAAGAUGUUCUACAUAAAUACCUUUGCAAACCUCUGUACAUUCAGAUAUAGAACAUGAAAAAGCACAUAAACAAACAAAAUAAACAUAUGGUUGAAAGAUCAGAAUGUCAGACAGCUUUGCCACAGCAAUAAUACCUAACAAAAAGAAAAGAUGGAUUGAUUGUCCAGCAAUUAUGAUCUGUGAUGUAUUUUUUUUUAUUAUAGUUAUUCAUUGUUUAAAGCACUAACGUAGAAAGUCUAAUUUCGCUUAAGUUAUUUUUAAAAAGUUUGUUUGUUGAGAUGGAGUCACCCAAAAUCAGUUUUGCUUUCGCUGAGUUAUUAAGGCUAUUAGUGUUUCACACGUUUAAAAAAAAAAAUCAAGCUCACAUUACUGAAAGUCAUGUAUCUUUCAACACUUUAUGCAGAAACCGGACAGCAGCACUAUGUAGACUUUGUAUCACAGUAGCACACAUUUCUGGAGCGUCUCAACACUAUUUUAUCCCACAAGUACUGUAACUGCUACUGUAGCCUGAAUGAGUGCAGCACAGAAUGAAUGCACAUAUUUUUCAUAUGCUCUCCAUGCAAGCAACCUUCAUCAGAUAAUAGCACAUGUUUUAUAACUUAUCACAUUUUACACUCAGGUUUGUUUUUUUUUUUUUGUUCUGCUAUGUAAAAUGAAAAUGGGGUUGAAAUACGGAUCGCUCGAUGGAAAAUGAGGAUGAGUCUAGGCAGGAGUACCGGAAACGAGGGUUGUGAAUUUUGUAGUCCUUUUGAAGAGGGAAAUCUAUGUAUUAUUUUUAAUUAUUAUUAUUUUGGGGGACCACAUGAAACAGAAAGGUUUGUGUACAGAUGUGUGUCAGAUUCUAUUGAUUCAGAUGAGACCAAAAAGUACUUUUUAAUGCGUCUGAAUGAGUCCUCCUAACACAUAAACUUAUGUGUUAUCCUAACACAUAUGUUUAUCCUACUUAAGUGUUAGGAUAAACAUAUAAGUAGUGUUUAUCCUACUUCAUUUUCACACCUGACGAACAAAUACUGACCAGAAGCACAGAGAUGACUGCAUUCAUUUAUUUGUUCAUAUCUUUUUAGUUUUUUUAUGUUUGAAUUGAAAUCCAGCACUUUCUAAAAUUACUGGCAGUAGCAUAAUCUUACACUGAAGACUGUAGAGAAAUAUAACUUUGGGGGAGGCAGAAUUAACCUGUGCCACAAUUACUGGAACCUCUAUCAAUUAAUAUAGAAAUAAAAUACAUUUUAAGCUAAGUACUGAUUCAAUGAGUAGCAUUUUGGGGUUACUGUGUUUCCAUAGCAACCACCGGAUGUUAUCUACAUGCUAAUGUGAGGCAUGGGGGAAGAAUAUCUUGUCAGUCCAUCCGUCACAAACUUAAACAUAUAGAGUUUGCUAAGGUCUAAUGUAACUUUAACUGAUAAAUGUAAAUGGACUGCUCUUGCAGUCAUUCUGACCACUGUUUCUCUUUUAACAGCACUGGAAAUCUUGUUAUGGUGCAUUGCAUCAUCAUCUCUCUAACUCUCUAUUAGAUUAUGCUGCUGCAAUAAAAGAUUAAUUUGUUUGAAAGACUUUUAUGUAUCUCUACCCAAUGAAUGUGGAGAAUGCUCCUUGGAAACAUUGUACAAUCUCACCAAAUCAGCUUUAUCUGGAUGAAACAGGGCCUAGAUUCUCGCAAUCGUUCAGCUAUAUUUUAUUCACUAAUUUUCAGAGUACAAAUAAUAUCAGUCAGCUCUAUGUUAGUCUGUACUCAAAUGUAAAAUAUAUUUUGUGUUGUACCUGUGUUAAAGUAGCACUACCACAAAUAUUCACUCUGUACUCCCACCAUUUAGUGCUUUUAUUGAUAACGGUAGCUUUAAAAGGAAACCCUUCGACCUAAUUCAUGACGUGAGGCACAAAGCCAAAAUUUGUAGAUCAGUUUCACAGAUUGUGUAAAAUAAUUUGUAACAUUGGUUAUUGUUAGUUUUUUUUAGGAGAGUUGAAACUGUCAGUUAUACAUUUGAGAAGGUUGACAGCUGUAAAGUUAUUUAGGGCAGUGGUUCCCAACUGGAGGUCAUGACCCUUCUGUGGGUGAUGAAAGACCAUGCGGUGGGCUCUCAGUAGAAUCUCCAAACAUCAACUUAAUUUUAAAAAGGAAUGAGCCCAGCUUAUGUUUGAAAUACUUAAAUAAAAACAAUACUCAGCUUGAGGCUAGCAUAUCUGUCAUUACCCAUGCCAGCCCCUAAGAGGUGAAAGGAUACCAUUGUUGUUGAUAACCUGUAAGGUUUCACUAAAUUAAGCAAAACUAAAAUCUCAAAGAUGUAUGCAUUUGAUAUUACAUUAUUUUUGUAUUGCAUACCAGAUUUUUGCUUCACAUUCAGUGGCAGUUCUGGGAUGGGUUUCAAUCUGCAGCCAGCAAACAUGCAGAUCAUUGAUUCAAAACUCGCAUGACAUGCUCUUCAUUUUAGUUUUUAUUUUCAGAGAGCUUGUGGCGCCCAUAUAAAGAACCACCACUCCUCAAAUUUCUUAUACUGCUCACUUAUAAGAAAAUAUGUUAAACAAUUUUCUUGUUCUUUAAAUUUGUUUCAUCUUUGAGAAGAACUCUCUUGUACUAUGGUAAGCGUCCCUGCCACCAUGUUUGUGUGUUUGGUGUGAAAGUGUGUGAGCAUGACAACACCUGGUUCCAAACCUUGUCGAAUCAGAAGAAGAAAGAAGACAUUUCUACCAAGCAUGUGAGUGAAGAGGGUGUGUAACCUACGACAAUGUAUUUUAAAAUGAGUAUUGUAAAAUAUUAACUGUUGCAAAGAAUAGAGAUCACCUAUACUCCUUUAGACUGGAUACAUGACAGUGUAAACGCAAUAUCAUAUAACUCUAUCCUAAGGAAUGCAACCGCGCACAUGCACAAAAAACGAUGGUUUUUAUGAAAAUGUAUGUAUAAAUAUAUGACAAAAUAUAUUUAAUUAGAAUGCUAUGCACCCUCAUAGAGUUGUUAUGGAUGUUCUUUAAGCAUUAUCUAGUUUAGGCCGACACCCACAUCAUGGGGAAUGUAGAGGCUUUGUAGCUAUGACCAUUUGUUUUCUUUUCUUUUGUAUUGUCCUGGAGAGGAUAAACAAACGUGAAUAUGUAUACAAGCCUUUCGAUCAAACAUGAAGAUAUGUAUAGAUCAUGUUACCCUGUACACCAGCUCUUACCAUUUACAAGACUUAAUAAACAGAAAAGAUGGGACAUAA